AUGUUUACAGGCCCUACAAGGGUUCCUUUGCUUGGAAACUAUCUUGAAAUUCGAAAGCUCAGGAAUGAAUUAGGAUUCUACCAUUUGGUUUGGGACCAUUUGGCUAAAUGUUACGGUCAAGUGUUUUCUGUUAAACUUGGUCGAAUAGAAGCAGUGGUUGUUUCUGGAUAUGAUGCAGUACGUCAAGUAUUGUGCAAAGACGACUUUGAUGGCCGACCCGAUGGAUUUUUUUUCAGAUUCCGAGCUUUUUAUAAAAGAUUAGGCAUAGUAUUUGUGGAUGGACCAACGUGGACAGAACAAAGAAAAUUUUGCAUGCAACAUUUACGAAAAAUGGGAUUUGGUGGUGAUUUAAUGGAAAGAAUUAUAAUCGAAGAAGUUAACGAUCUUAUGUUAGACAUAUCGAGAAAAUGUGAGAAUGGUAAACCAAUUGAAGUGUAUGGUUUAUUCGACGUAUCAGUUUUGAACGGUCUUUGGGCAAUGUUAGCCGGUCAUAGAUUUGCGUUGAAUGACUCUAGACUUGCAAGACUUAUGGAAUUAGUACACGUUAGUUUCAGAAUGUUAGAUAUGUCAGGAGGAAUAUUAAACCAGAUGCCAUUCAUUCGGUUUUUAGCGCCUAAAUGUUCUGGAUACAAAUACCUCAAACAGAUAAUAAAUGAGUUCUAUACAUUCUUAAAAGAAUCAGUUGAAGAACACAAAUGCAGACCAAAUGAUCAGGAAGAUGAUUUUAUAAGUGCAUUUUUAAAGGAAAUUGAAAAAAAUAAAGAAUCUCCGGGGUCUUUUUCGGAAGAACAGCUUCUUGUUAUUUUAUUGGAUUUAUUCUUAGCUGGCUCAGAAACUACAAGCAGUAUGUUAUCAUUCGUUAUUUUACUUCUCCUUAAACAUCAAGAUAUACAAGCCAAAGUACAUGCAGAAUUAGAUGCAGUAGUUGGAGACCGAGAAAUUCAUCUUGCAGAUAAAAACAGGUUGAAUUAUCUUGAAGCCGUAUUAAUGGAGGUUCAGAGACAUAGUAACGUGGCUCCGUUAGCAAUCGCUCAUAGAACUAUUAGAAAAACCAGCCUACAAGAAUACACAAUACCAAAAGAUACAUUAGUAUUGGCGAGUAUAUGGAGUGUUCAUAUGGAUGAACAGCAUUGGGGCGAUCCUGAGGUAUUUCGACCGGAAAGAUUUUUGGACAGUACAGGAAAAAUUAUAAAUGACAGUUGGUUUAUGCCGUUUGGCGUCGGUAGACGAAGGUGUUUAGGCGAGAUAUUGGCUAAGACCAAUAUAUUUAUGUUCAUCGCCAAAUUAAUACAACAUUUUGAAAUACGAAUACCCCAAGGAGCCCAAUUGCCAGAUAAGCCUCAAGAUGGUGUCACUAUUUCUCCAUCUCCAUUUUCUGCUAUUUUUACACCUAGACGUUGUUUAAGUCAAUAA
Macrosiphum euphorbiae (potato aphid) is the source of this 1413-nucleotide messenger RNA. The record is from the annotation of a GenBank genome assembly. NCBI's taxonomy places the organism in Eukaryota, Metazoa, Arthropoda, Insecta, Hemiptera, Aphididae.